AUGUCUGUGAUGUUAGCGUUUCAGAACAUGCUGACCGCUGCGGUGAGGGAAGCAGUUCAGAAGACCCCCCGGCGAACUACAGAGGAAAGAGUUGAAGACUCAAGUCAGUCUAAAAAUGUGCAAGUUGGCAGGUCUCUGCUGGUUGAGAAGACUGCCUGGAACAUGGCCAGGCUUGCCCCGUCACCGGGUAGAAUGGUGGGUAUUUUGCUCAAGGAAGCCUUCUCUAGACGGCGGCUUAUCAGAAGCACAUAUGCUGGACAAGUGAGGAACAAAGUUGCCAAACCCGCAUUGAAAAAGUACCAGAAGAUGCAAGACAUUCAUAAUUUUGUUUUGGAAAGGUUUCCUCACACAUCAGAAGGGGCAUUUGGAUCACAUGUGAAUUCAUUCUUGGGAGAGAAGGCAAAAUUACCUCCAGAACAAGAGUACGUGAAUACGAGUGAAAGUGAGAUGGAGGACAAUUGAAGCUAGGAAGGAAAAGCCUGAAGAAAUUAUGACUAUUUCAUUGUUUAUUUUAAAUAGGACUUUUAGAAAAUAAAUGAACUUACUAAACUUCUGAU
Frankliniella occidentalis (western flower thrips) is the source of this 557-nucleotide messenger RNA. RefSeq lists its product as uncharacterized. Bases 1 to 462 code for a protein of 153 amino acids. The transcript is spliced from 4 exons. NCBI's taxonomy places the organism in Eukaryota, Metazoa, Arthropoda, Insecta, Thysanoptera, Thripidae. The record is from RefSeq and is a predicted model, not a curated record.